This is a messenger RNA of Gadus macrocephalus (Pacific cod), 4067 nucleotides long. It is a transcript of the gene vsx2, whose product is annotated as visual system homeobox 2. Lineage: Eukaryota; Metazoa; Chordata; Actinopteri; Gadiformes; Gadidae. Gene Ontology annotation, molecular function: DNA-binding transcription factor activity, RNA polymerase II-specific; sequence-specific double-stranded DNA binding. Gene Ontology annotation, biological process: regulation of transcription by RNA polymerase II. The coding region runs from base 2153 to 3400 and encodes 415 amino acids. The record is from RefSeq and is a predicted model, not a curated record. Gene Ontology annotation, cellular component: nucleus. The transcript has 5 exons.
CUGUAAUUACGAAGUGUUUUUAAAAAUGUGUUUAAAUUAUGUUUUAAUAUUCACAAUAUGCAGGCUAGCAUUUAGAUUUAUGCCAAAGAGUGCGAUUUAAAAGAAGUAGAGAGAGCUUUUUUCUGCCCAUGAUGCCUAUAAUGUUACAUGGGGUAGGCCUAAUACACAUGGAUAUUCGGAGGAAGUAAACCAAAAAUGUCCAACAGCUGUUUGCUGUUUAAUCUGCAGCCGUCAGAUCCUGCAGGUCUUUGAUUGGGAAACCCAAUCCACAUGAAUGACUGAACUAAACCUUCCCUUAAUCUAGGGCCCUUAAUGGGCUUCCGGUCUUUUGCAUGCAAAUCAGGAAGCUUGCAUUUUAAUACGGGGAGAAGAUGCAUCAUUAAAAUGUGCACGGAAAGGCGAAGAGUGUUGCAACAAACAAGCAAACAGAAAAUAAUGAUUGCAACAAUAGCGUUAAUGAAGUGCGCGCGCGGUCACCUCUGUAAUUGACAGGUCAUCUGCACUCCGUCACGUCCGGUAUGAAUAAAUGCUGUGAUCCCAGUAGGCUGAUGUGUCAUUAGCAUAUUCUAACAACAUUGAUUUCUUCAUUAAUGCAUUUUUUUCUUAACUAAUUGGCCUUAAUUAGUUUCAACUGGUUCACUGUAAUGAUUGAUCCCUCUUAAUCAGAGACUUGAUUCCUUAAUUCUCUCUUUCUGACAUGGCUUCGGCUGUAGGCCUAUAAGGGCGCUCGUUUCUCUUCCUCUUCGUCGUGAAUAUUCGGAAGACUUCGUCAUUUGUAGGAGCAGCAACAACGGGUCGGAAUUGAUAACUGGUGAUGCCUCAGCUUGAAUAUUAAAGAAGUCUGUGAUGUUUAGAUGGUCAGCUAUUAAUGAGGCCUUACACAUUCAAAUAGGCCUGAAAGCAGACAGCAACAGGCAAUUCAUUAAUCCGUUUUAUUCACGAUCAUUCAAGAUAAUUUAAGAUGAUUUCAUAUAGCAGGCCUUAUAGGGCUUCUAGAUUUAAUUUACUUCGAAUUCUGCUCUAAAAUUGUCCUUUCUCCGUUGAGUGACAGCUGCUCGCUCGAUUUAGAGAACAGACGUGGGCUUCAUAUGGUGAGAGAGUUGAGAGAUAUGGUUUAUGUCUCUAUGCCGGCCGCCCUCCAACCUAAACCCCUGAUUGAACGAAACACCACAAAAAAAGAUGUAAUCGCUUUCGAUGUUUUAUAAAAAAAAACUAUUAUGAAAUUGGCAAUUAGGACACGUUUUCCUCGCUUGACCCAACACAAAAUUAAAUAAAAGUUUCAGAAUGCAAAAACGGAGUAAAAGUAAUAGGUAAAUGUGACUUACACAUAAUAAAUUUAGUCCAAGAGGCCAAUUAAGAUUUAUUCCCCAUCAUAUUGUCAAUCCAAUUAUUUCGGACAUAAAUUAGCUGCCGGCCCAUCCAGCCGUCAAUAAGAGGCCCGAUCGGGGUUUGUGUUAUGAUGUUGCUGAACAAUCCCCCGUUUCUCUAUUUUUAGAUCAAGCACUGGCCCAUAUUAGGGUUUUAAUUUCUCUGAGGAAACGGUGUGAUUUAAUCUGCUGUGGUGGGAUUAUAUCUCCGCGUCCAGCUGUCGCUCCGACGGCCCUUUGAUGGCGCGUGUGAUGCUUCUGCUCAGCAUCUGGAAACAGCCCGUCUAUGUGUGUGAAACAUUCGACACCAUAGCUAGGUCUCCAUUGAUCUGUUAAUUAGAAAAAUCAUGCUUGUUUAUUUCUGGAAGCUGAAAAGAUUUUUUGUUGUUGUUGAUUAUCUUCAUGCAAAAUAAUCUUUCGCUACCUUGGAUUUUGUGGCAUCAAAAUGUUCGCUAGUUCUUCAUCUUAAAAUGCUCAACAAACGUAGACUAUAGCUUGUUGUGUGUGUCGUAUUCCUCUCUGUGCGCCCUGGUCCGUGUGGUUUAUGUUGUGGAGGAACCAGCUCCAGAUCCGAGAGGGCGUUUAAACGCAUCCAUGAUCCACAGGAAUCCUCAACAGCUUCCUUGCAGCUGAUUGGCUGCUGAGUCCUGACUCCUUUCGGGAUGGACCUGUUGGAUAAAAGGACCGUUUUCUAAAAGCUUUAGUGCCGCGUUGCACAGUGGAUCAUGCACUGGGGACUACCAUCCACACGAAACGGGCAAAUAUCACCCAAACACAGAGACUAAAUGACGGGGAAGCAAGGCGCCUUGCUGUCGGAAACUUUCAACCCAUCCAAAAUGUCACUGGGCGGAAACGGAGGAGCCGUGAACGGGCAUCUGUUGAAGAGCACCGCCACGCACCCUCCGAAAUGCACGGGCUUCGGGAUCCAUGAGAUACUGGGGCUGAAUAAGGAGCCCUCCGUGCCCCCCGGCAGCCCGCUGCAGGCUCUGCCGCCCGGUGCGCAUCUGCUGGCUGCUCGGUCCAUGCUGGGCCCGGCCGCAGUGGGCGUCGGGAUGGGACUACUCGGGCCCGGCGGGAUCCCGUCCUUCUACAGCCAGCCUGCGUUUCUGGAAGUGCUGUCGGACGCACAAAACGUUCACCUGCAACCCCACCAUAGAUCACUGGGACGGCUGGACGUGGGCCAGUCCACUGCCAGCUCAGAUUCGGAGGAUUUCUCUUCCAAUGAACGAAAGAUCUCCAAGUCUUCCAUAAAUCAGAGCAAGAAACGCAAGAAAAGACGUCACCGGACCAUAUUCACCUCGUACCAGCUGGAGGAGCUGGAGAAGGCCUUCAAUGAAGCCCACUACCCUGAUGUUUAUGCCCGGGAGAUGCUGGCCAUGAAGACAGAGCUCCCUGAGGACAGGAUACAGGUGUGGUUCCAGAACCGCAGGGCCAAGUGGAGGAAGCGGGAGAAGUGCUGGGGCCGCAGCAGCGUCAUGGCGGAGUACGGCCUGUACGGGGCCAUGGUGCGCCACUCCAUCCCCCUCCCCGAGUCCAUCCUCAAGUCGGCCAAGGACGGCGUCAUGGAGUCCUGCGCCCCCUGGCUGCUCGUCCAAGACGGCUUUCCGCUCUGCCGACGCUAUUCUAAAUCUGAAUACCCGCAAUUCUUUGCAGGGAUGCACAAGAAGUCCAUGGAGGCCGUGGUGCCCCCGCCGUCGGGCCUCAAACCGGACCACGCCCAGCAGCCCGCUCUCACCCCCAUCCCCACCAACCCCGCCGCCGCCGCCAUGGCUCUGGCUCAGCGGGCCGACGGCAGCGACGGCGAGGACAAGCGCCCCCCGGAGAGCGAGCGCUCCCCCAUCUCCAAGGAGGAGCUGAGAGAGAACAGCAUCGCCGCACUCAGGGCCAAGGCCCAGGAGCACAGCGCCAAGGUGCUGGGGUCGGCCUCCUGCGACAGGGCACCACCGGAGGGCCAGGACGAGAGGCCGGCCCCCGCCCCCGAGGAGAGCCCCAGAGACCCUUUGAGCCCAGCGAAGGACACCCAAGGUCCCUAGAGAUUGGAAGGGGGCCGGGGGGGGGGGGGGGGGGGGGGUGCUGAAGGACCGGACUGCCCGCCACAGGUGUGAGGACCACGGCUAGGUCCUCUGACCCCCGUUCUAGAUCACUGAGGGGAACGGCAUCACCGCAGGGCGUCCUUUAGCACAACGUGGGGUUUUCGUGUGAAAGAACAGUGCACUUUUUUUUUUUUCUUGUUUUUGUUGACGACUUUUGACGAGUCGUGUUGCUUAGAGUCCACGGACUCUAGUGCUGGGCGCGGCUGGUCGUGCGUGUGUAUAUAUCCACAGCUGUGCUUAUCACGCGAAAAAUGUGGUUUCAGUUCAUGUUUGUUAUACCAGACGACGGAGGAUUGUCCAGUCGGUCCACAUUCUAUCAUCUCAUUUUGGUCUGUGUUGACGGAAUUGCUUGUACAGCUCUUAAAAUAUAUCUUUGGUAUAAAGGUGACAUUACGAAUAUAAUGACAAACAUCCGACAAGACUCUUUUGAGAGAAUGAUGGUAAAUCUGUCCGAUAUUGCUGUGUACAUAUGGAAAUAAAAUAAUAACGUAAAUAUUGAAUAACAUUUUGUUGUAGUCUAGAAGUUUGUGUUUUGACUCCGAAAAAUGUAAAAAGCAAAGUGAAACCCAAGCAUUAAAUUGGUAUCGGCUUUUGUUUUUCAAAUGUA